GAUCGCAUUAAAAAAAGAGAAAUACCUUAAAUUACAUUAAAUAAUACACCGUCAUAAUACGAUUGCAUAAUGGUUGUGCCCCAACAUGCAUGCGAUCUGUGUGUUACGUCGAACUACAACACCAGCACCAGCACCAGCACCCAUGUACUUAACGCGGCCUGCACAAUGCAACAUAUCUACAAUAAGUGGGUAUUAAACACAUACCGCACCUCAGCUCAGAUUCGCUUAUUUCCGUUGACUGAGUUUGAGCGCAGAGCCUCAGCUCUUGCAGGUGCCAGUGCAGGCCUCCGUGCCUUCCGUCUGAAGAAGUUCGCACGAAACAGCGGAAAAAAAACAGAAGACAAAACAAAAACAAAAACAGCAAACUCCACCGAAUACCCCAUGCCCUGUGACGUGGGACGUGCGAUGGCAGACCUGAACAUCCAUAGAUACUGAUUUUAUUUGAUAUUUCUGCUUGUAGAUACUCAGAGGAUGAUUGCUAUCGCUUGUUUAGGGUAGGGUGUCGGCGGAGUGCGGCCAAUUCGCUUUGGGUGAAUCCACCCACAAGCCAUGACACAGGCACAGCCGCAGCCGCAGCCGCACAGGCCGCAGCCACAGCUACAAUGAAAAUUGUGGGUUUGGGUGGUUGGGCGACGCGUGCGCAUGCGCAUUGCACGGAAGCAAAACAAGCUGGCGCCGGGCAUUCCACCAACCCAACGCCACAUUCCAGCCACAUUCGCAGCCCCCAGACCGAGCCCCCAAUCGACUGUCGGUUAAUAUAUAAAUUAAAUAGUUGCAUGGGGGCCAGCAACCAGAGCACUUGGAGCCUUUACAGCGGGCACAUCGUCGUCAGAGUUAGAGACUUGGGAACGGAAAUCAAGCGGCAUGGAUAAACGCAGUGUGCUUCUGAGGUUGGCUGUCGUGAUAGCGAUGGUUCUUCUAUUUGUGUGUGUCCAGGAAACGAAUGCUGGAAGUCAGCAGAAGAAGAAGAAGAUCGUGAUACACGUGCCAAUUCACAAGAAAAUCGAGAAGCACACCCACACGGUGGUGAAGCACGUGCACCACCACCACAAGCCACUCGUUCUGAAAGAGGAGAAGAAGGUGAUUCACGAGGAUCAUCGACCCAUUCAGAUCCAUCAGACCAAGGAGCUGGUGCACCACCACGAGAAGCACGAUCACCAUGACCAUCACGAUCAUCACGAUCACCACGAACAUCAUGAGCAGCCGCACCAGCACCAACAUCAUCACGCGGUGCCAGUGUCAGUGCCGGUGCAGGAGGUGGAUGAGCAGGAGGAGGAGGAGGAGCACAUCCAUCACCAUCACACGUACGAGCACAAGGGACGGGACGAUUUCAUCAGUCGUGGUGGUGAUGAUGGGAGCAGCAGUGAGGAGCGGCGCUGACUAUGCGGACCAUGAGUGUCGAUUGUCGAGUGCCGAGAGAGCCGGAACGGGACGGUAGCCCCCCACAGACUGAUCUUAACGUGAAAGCAACCAAAAUAAAAUGAGUGCCCAAGGAUGCCUUUUCCGAGGGUUUUCUUUCUCAUUUGUGAUUUUCUUAGUUCUAGUUCUGCAAUAUUUGUAUUUGCCUUUUUUUUACACUUUUUUUUUUAUAGUUUAGGAUGCAGUUUAAG
Drosophila guanche is the source of this 1610-nucleotide messenger RNA. RefSeq names its product histidine-rich glycoprotein. The record is from RefSeq and is a predicted model, not a curated record. The coding region runs from base 865 to 1380 and encodes 171 amino acids. The transcript is spliced from 3 exons. Lineage: Eukaryota; Metazoa; Arthropoda; Insecta; Diptera; Drosophilidae.